GAAAAAAUUAUUACUUGCCUUAAUUACUGGUUGUAGUGAAUCUUGUGAGUCCGCACGGGUGGGAACCACCGCCCUACCAGCUUACAAACAUGAUAACACGCUUACGUUGUGCAGAAGAACUGAUAAGUGUAGUGGUUCCAGUCGUCGCUGCCGCACAGCCCGCCGCCCGGCGCCGCGGCCCGCCAGCGCAACACCGACGAGUACGUGGACAUGUCCCCGCGCAACGCCGGCUACGUCGAGAUGAAGCCCGCCACCGACGGCUACGUGGAGAUGCACGCCAGCCUCCGCGCCGGCUCCGCCACGCUCUUCCCGCUCGAGCUGGACCCCGCCGACGGCCUGGGCCCGCUCCGGGAGCUGUCCGAGGAGGCCCGCCCGCCGCCCGAGCCGCACUACGUCUCGCUCGCCAACAGGACGCACGACGACGCCGCACGAGCAGCGGAACCGAACACGGCGCCGAUAGUGGUGGCGGGCGGCGGCGGCGUGCCCGCGCGCUUCACGCUGGAGGAGGAGCCCGCCCCGCCCGCGCCGCUCAACUACGCCGCGCUGGACCUGGAGCCGCGCCCCGCCGCCUCCGCCGCGCCGCCGCGCACCUACACGCAGAUCGACUUCGUGCGCACGUGCGAGAAGCUGCACGCAGCCGACGGCACGUGAACGCGCGGCGUGGCGUGGCGCGGCGGGGCGUGGCGCGGCGCGGCGUGGCGGGCGGACCGUGUCCUUAUAGUGUACAUAUUAAGACGUGUGUUUUGUUCGGCGCUCGGCCUGCGGCUGCGUGAACCCGUGAGCGUGUCCGAUUAACUUUAUAACGAUCGAUAUUAAGUUGUCGAAAACGUAUGUUGAAUUACAUUAAUUAAGUUAAUGUUUGAAACGAUGGAAGUUGAAGGAGCGAUGUGUCGCUUUAAUUAUUAUUAUUUUUAAUAUUUCACGAUCACUAGGCGUCGCUUGCUUUAUCUUAACUAUUUAAUAAGUGUAUACUUUUUUUGUUAUUAAUUUUAUUACUAUUAUAAUUCGAUUUGAUUAUUAUCAAUUCAUUGUAUUGCGAUUGACGAAUCGUUUGUAAAAAUAUAAUAGUUAAUAAUGACAUUUAAAGGAUUGAAAAUUAUCCUAACUCCAAAAAAAAGUAUCUAAAUUAUAACUUUCAUGUAUGUGUAAUCGAAAUUUUUUAAAGUGUAAUUGUUUAUUUUUAUUUUUAGAGCGACCGUGGGUUUUGACAGCGGCUAGGUAGUCUAACGGUUCAAGAUGUAAAAUGAAUAUAUAUAUAUAUACAUUAUGUAUAAACGUUAUAUAUUAAUAAUGCAACGGUUGUGAGAGAGGCCUAAUGUAGUACAUGCAGAGUUGUGUUCCCUGUUCACAAACACCACAAUUUUCUAAAAACAAACAGCAUUCGAUGGAAUGGGAAUCGAACAGUUUCAGCAUCUCUCGCCGAUGUUAUUUGAGUUUGAAAUUAAUUGUAUUCUGGAGCGAUAUCUUUACUAGUGUUUGAGUUUCCGUUCAGUUUUUUUUUUUUUGCUGCAUUUAUCUUAAUAGCAAAUCUUCAUAUGGAAAGGAAUUCAAAACUAAUUAAAUAAAAAAUCAUAAAAUCAGGAUUUACAUGUAACGUUAAAUCAACAAAUUUGAUAAGCCUUCUAAGGCUCAAUUAUCCAGACUUAUAGUUAUUAGAAAAUUAACUGAAUACUUAUGGCGACUGUAAGCACUGGCUAGUCCAGUCCAGUGUUGAAUAACAACAUCCAAUGGUUCUACAGCGUGUUCAAUAUAUUUAAAUAUUUUACUAUUAAAAAAGCGUUGCUAAUUUAAUUAUUUAUGGUGCAAAUACAAUUUAAGCUCGAUUUGGAAAUUGUGUUCAUCAAGUCAUGAUUACUGGUGGUAGACCACGUCGUGAGGAGAGGGAUGUCUAAUAGUGACCGGGCCCUACGAUGCCACUGAUACACCAAGGGAACUAGCCGAGGGCUCGUGAGCUCGCCAAGAUUAAAUCGUACUUGUAAGGUGACCUACCCAAUAUAUAAACAGUGUAAGCCCGUCCUAUAAUGAACCUUCACCGGGAGCAUGGCGCUGGUCCUCGCACACAACCAGUUGUCGGAGCCGCCUCCUCGCUCCCGAUGCUCUAGGUCAGUGCUUCCCAAGCUUUUUAUUGCGCCAUGCCCCACUGUAACAUUUCUAAAAUUUUUAUGCGCCCCCCCCCAACUUAAUUUUAACAUUAAAAAAUUGAUUUGCGAUUGCCCCCUCUAAUUAUCGAAUUGCCCCCUCGUAGGUGCAUCUAUCCAUAUUUUUGAAGUGAAACUUCUUUAAGCGCGUUGAGAGUAAAAUUUAACUCGCGACAGAUUCGUUACAGCUAGAGAGAAAAGAUACGAACUUAGGAAGACCCAGAGUGAGAAAACAAAGCGUCUCGCGAACCCCUCGACCGUGGAGAGAGAGCAAGGACAAAGCGAGCUAGGUUGUUUCUCUUAUACAAAGCAUUCUCUAUUAAAAGAGACGCACCGCAGAAGUUGCACUUCUUUCACGUGCACCAAGUUGCAGGCGCAUAAUUUUUUAUUUAUUUAUAACAAAUUUGAUUCUGCGUUAAUAUACUGAAUUGCAUUGCGAAUAUUAUAAGUAGUGUAUACGUUAAGCUUACGGUUAUUAGAGCAUCGGUCGGUUUGUUGCUAGCGGUGAUAUUUGUCUGCGCUUGAAACAGGAAGGAAAGGGUUGUAUCGUUAUUUCGUUACGUGAAGAUUUCCCUCCAUCACUUUCUAACGCAACUCAAGUUUGUUCCAAAAAUAUUUAAAUAAAUCUUACAAUGAAAAGUUCGCUUAGGCAAACUAAUUUCAUUCGAAUCUAAACCGUAUAUAUCCGACCUUAUGGUUCUGCUGUCUGGAAAUCUAUAUCAAACUAGUCCACUGUGUUCAAUAUGUAAAAAUUAAAAAGAAAACAAAUCGUAUUUUUAAAUUAGAGUUACAGGUAUAAUUAGGAUCUUUGUUUGUUUUGCAAUUGAAUGACUAAAGCUACGGCUUCAUCAAUCUUGCUAUUCCCUCGUGAGCACCGACGCGCUCGCGAUGUACAGAGCUGCGGCUCCCAUUGGCUCACUGACCCGGGCGCACCCGUGGACAGUGUUAUUACACCGGCCAAUCAUUCGUGUGACGUCAUAUGUGCUUAUUUAAACGUGCAUCCGUCUCUGGUUCCACGAGGACCAAAGUGAUUUGUCUUGGUUAUUUAUUAUACUCAAAGUAUUUAGGGGGCUUCCAUCAAUUACGUGGGGCAUUUUUGAGAAUUUUUCCACCCCCCGCUCCCCUUGGUGAGAUUUCGUAAGAUGAUCCUCAAUUCCUUCCCUAAUCUCACGCGAGCUUCUUCAAAAUGUAUGUUUUGGCUGUAAAACUUGUUGGAUUUAUUAUUUUUGAAGACUAGCAAAUAUUAGUAUUUGUGAGUAUUACAGUAAUUUAAAAUCACAAUCUUAAAAUUAAAUAAUACGUUGCGCUGAGACGUUCGUCGGGUCGCCCGAUUUUAUAUUCUUCGAUUAUAUAUUCUAGUAACCUCGAUGGGUUAUUCUAGAUUCAUCGAACUAGUAUGUGAGCUCACGGGGCUCAAACCGGGAGUGUUGCUAACACUGGCCCUAGCAAGAGCCGUGCUUCGCAGAAUUCGCGGAUCGGAAACGCGACCCACUGAGAAGAUCCGGCGAGAAACUCAGUGGGCUGUGUCUGUGAGGGGUCGCCCGCGUUGAUACAGCUGAUCGAUAGCGUUCGUACAGUCGAGCGCUAUUUUGCUACUCUGCGGGUUCAGACGCAUACGACAAACACUAUUAUGUUUCAGAAUUGGCCAAGAAAUAAAUUAAACGCAAUUUUACGCUGUUUCGUGCUAGAAAAAAAUAAUACGUGAUAUUUGCUAAGAUAUUUCUACCUCGUCAUACCAUUUCAACAAAAUUUAAAAAAUAUUAGCCGUUCAAGCGACUAAUAAUAAUAGUGUUCAAGAACAUAUACUAUUAAUUAAAUUAAAUAUACAUUAGUAAAAUGUACAUUGAAGUUUAAUUGGAUAAGUAUUUUUUAUGAACACCACUAUAUUGUAAUUAUACAAUGUAAGUUAUACACUAGACAGACGGGCCACUGUGCUUAUAGUAUUACUGGAGGUCAUAAGUAGAUUACGAAAAAUGUUCACCGGUGCUCACGUUCGGCAACCAAUUAGCUAAGCAUAUUUCUACGAAUUGAGUAACGUAUACUCAAACUAAACACGUAAUUCAAACCGAGGUAUAAAGCCACGGUAAUGUUGAAAAUUUCUAUAUUAUUAUUUUGUUAGUAUUAAUUUUGUAACAUGCAAUGUAUAGUCGUGAAAUCAGAAGAUAAGCUUCUCAACACAGAACGCGCAAUUGUAAUGGAUCCGUACUUGCACCGUACACACCCUGUAUACACGCACAGUCUGUAUGAACCACGUAAUUGUUACAAAGGGUGUUGAUUUUGAUAAUCAAAAUCUAAUUGAUUAGUAAGUAAGGAGAUAGGCGAGUGAGGGAGAAAACAUGAAUCUUAUGCUUUUGAAGCCGCUUUUUGGAAUUAAUAGCUUUUGUCUUCUCUGUCUGCUGCUGUUCGGAAGAUAUUGACCAAGUUAUAUAGAUUAGAUCUGUCCUGUUCGUUGCGUUCUCUGGGAAAACAAUACAAUACAUACACACAGUGAUACAAUGAGUAACAGUUUUUCCAAGGACGAUAUUUUAAUGUUAUCUGUUUCUUAUACUGACCUUUGGCGACUGCCUUCGCCCGGGGACAGCGACAAAGUACUCUGCAAAACAUUAUUAGGAGAUUUUUUUUAGCUCUCAAAUGUUAUCACAUUUUGUUUAUUUCAUACUUAUUUGUUUGAAUUCAAGGGAAAUCGGAAAUGGUACAUAGAUUCAGCUUACUAGACCUUAAAACUUAAAGAAUAAGGUUCAUAUUUUCUCAGUGGGACUUUAAAAUGGGAUUGUGGGGAUGAAUUGAUGUUGAAAUGUGUCUCCUUUUAAAAUACGCCACGUAACUUUAAAAAGUUCUUUAGACAAUUUAUUUACCACGGCCAUCUCAAAUUGGAAAUAUCCGUUGUAAUCACAGAUUCAGAAGUAAUUAAAGCCAAUUAUAUAUUCAUAAACUUGUGAAUUUUAUGUUUGAAAAUUUUCUGAAUAGGACUAGAGUCCGUGACCAUGAAAAUUGUAAAGUAUUGUAAACGUCCAAAAUAAUAAUGAAUUAGUCUCUCGAAUUUGUAUUUUUGCAAGAACAUUCUGUUUGAUUGUUUGAUUAUUAUUAGAUUGACCUUAUUAUUCGCAAUUGUCGUGACAACUUUACAAAUAUCGGCUGAGUUUUGUCUCAUCAGUAUGACCUUAUCUGGGCCCUAAAAAUCAGAGCAACCCCUAGAUCAUAAACAACUACCCACAUAUGACGUAUUACCCACAUCAAGUAUCGUGAUUGACGUGAAAAAUGAUCAAAAUUCUUCAUUUAGUUAGUGGUUUCAAUUGAAUAGUGACUCACAAGAAAAUGUUAAUUGAAUAAUCAUUUUCAUUUUAAACGUCUUAUGGCGGCAGAUCUACCCGUUUAGGUUUUCCCGAAAUGUUUUUUCCUAAUCUUUAUAUUGUUUCUGUGUUGAUGUUGUUUAUACCGCUUUCAAUAUAAACCCUAAGAAUACAUAGACGUAUGUAUUUAGUCACAAAAUAAUUUAUGAAGAGUCAUGUCGGGUCCGAUCCUCACUGUGGAAAUAGGUAUUUCUUUUUGUCAUCAAGUCGAUGGGUGAAAGGAGAUUUAGCUAAGCGACAUUUCUCUUAACACUAGACAUUUAUCUUUGUAAUUAGAGUUGCGUUUUAUUUGGUAUUACCAUCAACAAUACGAUGUUUUUAAUUGAACUUCAAUUAAGCUUACUCCGUUCGUUACUUCAGUACUAUUAGUUAGUUUUUAUGUCUAUUUAAAGUUUAAUUUUUUUUUCAAAUUUUAAACGUUAAAUGGCUCGAUUGAUAACGUUAAUAAACUCGCACUAAGCACACUGGAGAACUGCCUAGCUUGGUUUGCGUCGAACAUGGUCUGGCCGUAGACUGCCACCUCAUAGAUGAGAUUUCUCACGAUUUUCCGUAGAUAUUCCAUAUUUUGCACUCUGAAUGAUUUUUGUGUGCCUAUUAUGUUAACAUGUUUCUACAAUUUUUUUUCCUACCUAAGCCUCUCAAGGCUAUUUCAGCGGAACCUUAACUAGUAGGUGAGCUCACGGGGCUCAAACCUGACGACGUUCCUAACAUGAACCCUAGCAAGACUCGUGCUUCGCAGAAUCUACUACCGGAUCGGAAACGCGACCCACUCAGAAGAUCCGGCGAGAAACUCAGUGGGCACAAAAUUAUUAAAUGAAAUAUUGAAAGCAGGGUAGAUUGAAAGGACAAUCAAAAUCAUCCCUCGUGUUUAAUAGUUAUUUAAAAAGCGUAUUUUAGAAGGAGUCACCGUGGCUUCAUUUGCAUUGGUGUGGAACUGUACAAUAGGGACAUCGAAAGCUAGUGUGAAUGCGGCCUUAUUUUAUUAUAUUUAAAUAAAUUAAAAUAUACAAAAUGUUACAUAUAUAUUUAUAUUAAAUAAUUAUUAAGUAAAUAAUAGCAAGGUUUUCCGUGUUGACAACAAAUUAAUAAUUCAUCGCAAAUUUAGGAUGGGAGUGUUACAAAAUAAUUUUUAUUUAUAACAUUGUUCGACUACCCAACACAUCAGUACUGUAAUGUUUAUAACAUUGUCUUAAUGUGAUUAUUAAACCAAACUAAUUAUGCUAUGCAUUACAAAAAAAAACGAGAUUGAAUAAGGAUUCUGUGAAAUUUUAAAUCAUUUCUUUGGUCUCAUCUAAAGUCAAAUGCCUCGUCUUAUUUCAUUGUUCUACCACUUUUUGAUACAAUAUGUCAUAAAAUUCCACACUUUACCGGGGGCGAAACUACUAUUCUAAAAUUGCGAUAAUUUAAAGUUGUAAAUGCACCCACUAGUCCUGAUUUCAAUUUUUAAACAGUAAAUAAUGAAUAAGUAAAUAUGUUCCUCUUACAAUUAAAUGGCGUUAAUGUUCUUUUUUAAGGUUUUUAGUACGUAGAAUGUAUGAAAUAUUGUCGGUACCGCGAGAUUAGAUUAUGUGGGUUUAUCACACCAAGUAUACAGAGGGGUAGGUACGGUUGGUCUUAUCUCAGUGGCGGCCGAUGUUAGUGAGUAAUGGACAAAGUUAGCACGCUACGCUGCAAGGGCUUGGGACUACGAAAAGUGAACUGGUUGGGCAAUGUAUAUAUGAGUCGACUAUUAUCAAAGGCGGCAAUCUGACUUUUGGACAAUGAUUGGUAAAUCAGAAAAACGAAUUAUUGACUUUGUAUUCCAUUGGCAGUCACAAAACUCUUCGGAACGACAUCUUAGAUAAAUAACAGGUUAACUAUUAACCUUUAUUUAAUGCAGGUUUUGAACCGUAUUCUUUGAAGGAGACGAUUAUAUUCAAAUAAAUCUGUAUUGACAUAUCAAUAAAAAAUUUUUGUCCAAAUGUACAGAUUGCCACCUUUGAUAAUAGACGACUCAUAUAUGAGGAUACAUGUUAAUUAUGUUCUUUGCUGUAUGCCUAUCCACACAAAUAUUUAGUCGUCGGUUAUGAACGAUAAAUGCUCGAUAAAAAAAACGAUAGCUCAGUUUUAUUGAUUUUUAAAGUAAUACAGACUUACCGCCAAAUACUCAAGAUUUCACGACUGAUUUUUUCCAAUGUUGCACAUACUGCGACGACGCGUAGCGCUAGUGUCGCGCGCAGUUGAUUGCGCGGGUUUCGGGUGAAUUGGCGGGAGAUUUCAAAAUUUUAACCCCAAAAUCGAACAUUUCCGUGUUGCUGUUACUAAUAACACAACAAAAAUAAAUAACCAUAAUAAACUUAUUUUGACGCAAUGUAGUAAAUCAAUAAAUGGUUUCAACCUAUUUUCUCAAUUUAAUGUGAAUAUACAUCAUAUUUUAUUGCUGUAUUUAUUAAAUAUUUUCUGAAUUGAAUGAGAAAUUGUACGUUUGAAAAUUUCUGAGAUAACUACAUUAAUUAACAUUAACUUAAACGAAAUAGUGAAAUAGAAAUCUAAAUAAAACUAAGUAAUGUUUUAAUUGAUGUAAAUCCGACAUAAUUGCCAGCCAGUUCAUGCGGUGACGUUGAGGCGAUACUAAAUAGAGAUGGAAAAUUUUGUUGUGUUUGAAAAGAUUAAGAAAAAUAAACAAUAUAUUUUUUUACAAAUGGUGCUACUGUUUUGUGUUUAGUCGAUGGACAGCUUGAACGCUGUUACUGCCAUUGUAUUUACGAGUCUUUAAUAAUAUUCAUAAAGUUAGUAGCGUUGAACCUGUUUGGGCUUCGGAAAGUUCAAAAUCGCCCAGAAAGAAUGUUAAAACAGUACAAAAUAUCUAAAUUCAUAGUUCCAAAUGGGUUCACGAGCGAGAGGUCAAAUCGCGGAUACGUGAAGCGUUUUCCACGUUGCCUUUUCAAACACGCAUAGCUAUUAGUAACAUAUGGAGGCCAUAAACAAUGCGGGUCUUUGAUAAUAAAUGAUUAAUUACGCUUUUAAUUAAGCAAUAUUGACUUCCAUGUUUUACUCAGUGCUAAGAGAAGAACCGCUCACGCGUCCCGCGACGCGGCAAGGGUCCUCACCACGACAUGUAUUUAAUUAAUAAACGUAAUGAGUCUUGUGGUGGUCCCUUGCAGUCGGGGCCCGGGUUCACACGUAGUUGUAGCUUUUGUAAUUCGCGAGACGACACGGCGACCGCAGGCCGGGCCGGCCGGCGCGCGGUCUGCGCUGUGUUACGUUGUCUAAAUAAGAUGUUUUCAUAUGUUAAGUCUUGUUUAUUUUAUAUUGUAAAUAAUAAUAAUGAUAAUAAAACGAAAUAAAAGCUUUGGAUUUGCGCA
Molecule: messenger RNA, 8832 nt
Organism: Bombyx mori (domestic silkworm)
Lineage: Eukaryota; Metazoa; Arthropoda; Insecta; Lepidoptera; Bombycidae
Exons: 2
Coding region: 211-651 (146 amino acids)
Source: RefSeq, a predicted model, not a curated record